Messenger RNA from Chinchilla lanigera (long-tailed chinchilla), 3644 nucleotides. Its product is annotated as tetraspanin-11. Lineage: Eukaryota; Metazoa; Chordata; Mammalia; Rodentia; Chinchillidae. Gene Ontology annotation, cellular component: membrane. The record is from RefSeq and is a predicted model, not a curated record.
GCCUGGUGACCAUGGCCCACUGCAAGAGCGAGCAGGAUGACUGGCUGGUUGUCUACCUGAAGUACUUGCUGUUUGUCUUCAACUUCUUCUUCUGGGCAGGGGGAGCCGCUGUCACGGCCCUGGGUGUUUGGACCCUCGCAGAGAAGAGCAGCUACCUCGGCAUCUUGGCCUCCAGCACCUUCGCCGCCUCGGCCUACAUCCUCAUCUCCGCGGGCACCCUGGUCAUGGUGACCGGCUUCCUGGGCUGCGGCGCUGUCGUCCGGGAGCAGAGGGGCUGCCUCUCCACGUACUUCUGCCUGUUGUUUGUCAUUUUCCUCGUGGAGCUGGUGGCGGGGGUCCUGGCCCACGUGUACUACCAGCGGCUCAGUGACGAACUGAAGCAGCACCUGAACCGCACCCUGGCGGAGAAUUACGGGCAGCCGAGGGCCGCAGAGAUCACCGCCUCCAUGGACCGUCUGCAGCAGGACUUCAAGUGCUGUGGGAGCAACAGCUCAGCGGACUGGCAGCACAGCACCUACAUCCGGUCCCAGGAGGCCCAGGGCCGCCGGGUGCCCGACAGCUGCUGCAAGACGGUGGUGGCACGCUGUGGCCAGCGGGUGCACCCCUCCAACAUCUACAAGGUGGAGGGCGGCUGCAUCACCAAGCUGGAGCAGUUCCUGGCUGACCACCUGCUGCUCAUGGGGGCAGUGGGCAUCGGGGUGGCCUGCCUGCAGAUCUGUGGGAUGAUUCUCACCUGCUGCUUGCACCAGAGGCUCCAGCGGCAUUUUUAUUAAAGGCCAACUCUGUCCCUUUCCGACCGUGCUCACCCGGACCAGGCCCACAUCCCAGGCCACGUGUGCACCAGGCCUGCAGACUCAGCCCCAGCCCAACCGGGGUCACGGACUCCUCCUGCGAACCCAAGUGCCUUAUCCAGCAGGAACCUCCUCAUUCUUCGUACUCGCUGCCCAAGCCCGGGGCAGAGAUGACUCUGCCAGGAGACAGCCAGACUCUUCCCCCAGGGUGGGUACCCUGGACGACGGAAGGGUGAGGGCUGGGCUCUUGGCCUCCUCCCGGCACUGGAACCGGAACGCAGGGCUGAAAACAGGGUCCCUGUGGAACCCCUGCACUGGCCAGGGAUCGGCCCCCAUCUGCUCUCCCCCUACAGUAGCACCAUGGUAGGGCAGGGAGGGUGGGUACAAGCGAGCCCUUGGACUUGCCCACGCCCUCUCACUGGAGAGUAGUGGCCUGCCCGCUGGGUUCUCCUGAGAGGCCUCCAUGCCAGUGAUGGCUGAGCCACCAGGCAGGGGCCCGGGCCAAGUUACCACAGCAGCAGGUGCCACACCAGGGACAGAGCCCUGCACAUCGCCCCCGAGACAUGGCCUGAGCCCCCGCCUAUCCCUUCCCCUAAGGAUCACCUGGUCCAAGCCAGAUUCUCAGGAUUGCCGGGCUAUACAUGUUCCUAGAUGUAAAACUCCUCCCCAAGGGGACCAAACCCCAGCCUGCAAAGUCAGAGAAGGGACCCUGAGAAGGAGGAGCUUUGGGUGGAGGGCUCCCAGCACCCCACUUUUCCUGGACACCCUCUCCCUAACCAUGUGACCAUGCUGCUCCUAAGAUCCCUGCUCUACUUUUCUACUGUCCCAGAGUGGACGCCGUCCCUUUCUUUGGUUCUCUUUUGUCACUGAGGGGAGCAGGGAAUGUUCUGGAAGACCCCUCCCAGACGCUAAGGGAGGACAGAAAGAAGACACUGGAGAAUAGGGGUAGAGAAGGUGUCAACUCGGAACAUAGCCUGGGGCCCCUCUGAGGGACUGUUUUGUGGCAGGUCCUAACACAAGACCCCCACUCCUGGCUUCCAUCUUUCCCUCGUCCUGCACUUCUCCCCGUGGUGGGGAUGAUUUUACCCUCCCACAUGGACGGCGACACCGUGCCACGCUGAGGUAAGGCCACGGGAGGUCACACCUCGCCCCGCCUGACCUGGUCGUGCCUGGCGAGCCCAGCUCUGAUGCCCAGGCUCAGUCCUAGGGAAGGUGUCCUCGCCCACACUCGCUGCCGUCACCUAAGCUGCGUCUCCACGGCGGGAAGAGCCGUGAGAACGGAGGGGCCCUCCGGGGGCUCCCUGGAGCCUGGGCUGGCUUUUCCCAUCUGCCUAUAGAAGUCUGGGGGUUGCCGAGGAAAAUUCAUUCAAAAGUAGACGGGCUUCCCCAGCAGCCCCGUUCCGUACCACAGCCAGGAAAUGGUGGAACUUGAUCAUCUCUGACUUCUGGGGAUCCCAGCAGAUUGUCCAGAAUCACAACUCCACACCUGCGGAGGAGAGAUGCCUGGCUGGAUCCGGGCUCUGCCCACAGAAGCCCCGAGGGAGGUAGCGGUGGACAGGGAGAUGCUAAGCCUUGCAUGAUUGCCCAAGGGGUCUCCCUGCCUUCUCUGGGACAUGGGGGACGGAGCUGACGGAGCGAGCAGGCACCACUCGCACAGCCGGUCCCUGUCACCAAGGUGGGGGAGGAACACCUGAUUCCCCAGCCCUGGGCCCACAGGUUGGGUGAGCCGGCGUGACGGGACUGGCUUAGCAGAGUCCUGCCCUGGGCACCGUCUGCCCUGACAGGGUUAGAGCAGAUAGUGGCCUGGCUAGAGAAGGUGCCCUGCGUGGUGGUGUGGGUGCCAUGCCUUCAGAUAGACUUUUUCUGCCUGCCUCUUGCCACACACACACUGUUGUUGGGCCCUGGGAUCUGGUCCUGGAGGGUGUCGCUCUGCGUCUCCCUCGAGGUUCUGAGUAGGGAGAGUGAAUUGGAACGGUUACCUUCAGCACCUACCGCACUACCCAGCCUUGCAAGCCCUGCCUACGCCUGGGAGAGACCGGGCAGGGACAGCAGUACUCGGUGUGGCCGCUUGGCGGCGCUCACGUCGGCCGAGGAUAGUACCGAUCAGUGUCCAGACAAGCAGUUCUCUAAUUUGCUGGUACCUGGCAAUCACUUAGGGGCUUUUCCCGAGAGAUGGCGAAUAACAGUUCCCAAGGGUGCUGGCGCUGCUGGCCCUGCAACCACUUUGAGGUCCACUGCUUUGGACCACACCACAAGGAGUCAUUGCCACGUUCCCUCAGAUGUCACAACCUCAGGGGCCAAGUCUCCCAGGCUGUCUGGCUUGGCUUCUGCUCACAGCAGCUUGAGGCUGUUCCCACUGUCGCCGCGCUGUUGGGGGUAGGAGGAAGCUCACCUCAGCCUCCUGUGCGUUCCUACAGCCCCCGCCCUGGCAGGCGGUGAUUUUGCCGGUGGACUGGCUGCCUGGGUCCUCCUCCUCUGCCCACCGUCUGUGUGCCUUAAUCAACCCUUGUGCGUCCUUUUCAUUCCCAUGUCUAUUUCAGCACAAUGCCCAGCCGUAUACAUAGAGCCCUCCCUCCUGCGCAUGCGCCUGCCGUACUCGCCCCUCCCCCCCACACACACACGCACACCUCGCAGGGUGCCACUACAAACGCCAGGCAGCCCAACGGGCAGGAGGCCACCUGGGCCCUGGAACCGACUGGCCCUGGACCGGGUCAUCACAUGUAGCAGGAGUGGAGAAGUUGCCUUCCGUACUGCAUGUAGGGAAUCUCUGCUCACUGCAAACCGGCGCGUCCUUGCUGAUCUGUGUAAGCCUGGAGUGCUGAGGGCGUGGUAAUAAAGGGCUUGUAUCUGGGA